Drosophila busckii is the source of this 836-nucleotide messenger RNA. It is a transcript of the gene dUTPase, whose product is annotated as deoxyuridine 5'-triphosphate nucleotidohydrolase. Bases 138 to 650 code for a protein of 170 amino acids. Lineage: Eukaryota; Metazoa; Arthropoda; Insecta; Diptera; Drosophilidae. The record is from RefSeq and is a predicted model, not a curated record. Gene Ontology annotation, biological process: dUMP biosynthetic process; dUTP catabolic process. Gene Ontology annotation, molecular function: dUTP diphosphatase activity; magnesium ion binding. The transcript is spliced from 2 exons.
ACUUAAUAAACGUUGCUUACCCAACACUACAAAGCAGUUCAAAUACCAUGGCUGCAAAAACAUUUGAAUUAUCUGGCAACACUCGACAUAUCUAACAAUUUGCAAGCACGUGUGACGAUAUUCAAGUGACCAAAAAGAUGAAACUCGAUAAGUGUGUCAUGCGUUUUGCCAAGCUCACCGAAAAUGCUUUGGAGCCAGUGCGCGGUUCUGCAAAGGCAGCCGGCUUCGAUUUGCGCAGCGCUUAUGACUUGGUUGUGCCGGCGCGCGGGAAGGCGAUUGUCAAGACAGAUCUGCAGGUGCAAGUGCCAGAGGGUUCCUAUGGACGCGUUGCUCCACGUUCUGGAUUGGCGGUAAAGAAUUUUAUUGAUGUCGGCGCCGGCGUUGUUGAUGAAGACUACCGCGGCAAUCUGGGCGUUGUAUUGUUCAAUCACUCGGAGACGGACUUUGAGGUGAAGCGUGGUGAUCGCAUUGCUCAGUUUAUUUGUGAGCGCAUCUUCUAUCCAGAAUUGGAGCAGGUCGACAAGCUGGAGGACACUGAACGCGGCGAAGCGGGCUUCGGCUCCACCGGUGUUAAAGAAUUACCAGCUGCUAAGAAUGGCAAUGGAAAAGCACCGCUGGCUGAGAACGAGGCCACAGCCGUAUCCACAUAAAGCAAAACAACAUUUUGUACAUUUACAAAUAUGCCAUCAGUUAUUAUAAAUUUCCUAAUUUUAGGUUUAGGCACAGAAAUCAUGAAAUUCAUUUGAAACAUUCCCACAAAUUUCAUCAUAGAUCUAAGCAGAAAACCUUAAAUUUAAUAAUGUUUGUGAAACAACCAAUUUAUUUAACUAAAAUAU